Guillardia theta CCMP2712 is the source of this 646-nucleotide messenger RNA. RefSeq lists its product as hypothetical. Lineage: Eukaryota; Cryptophyceae; Pyrenomonadales; Geminigeraceae. The transcript is spliced from 6 exons. The record is from RefSeq and is a predicted model, not a curated record. Bases 10 to 300 code for a protein of 96 amino acids.
GUGAAGGCGAUGGCGACAGUCGGGGCGCUUGUCGUCCAGCGGGCGUGCUUCAUUUUCAUGUGCAUCCUCCACGCCUACAGCAUGGUGGAUGUAACAGAGACCCUCCCAUCCACCUUGCGGCUCAGAGGAGGGAUGCAUCUAUUCAACGAAGCCAUGUAUGCGCUAGAUGACGAGGUCGACCUCCCAGACGCUUACCACGAUGAGAAUAUUCGGGAGCAGAUACAGAAAAGGUUUCACAAGCUGGUAAGCCCUAGCACGAGUGGGUUGGCCGUCGACUUUCCAGCCAUGCAGGAGCGAUAGUGACGGGUUUGCAGUUUGACGAUCCGAGCAACACAGAGCUCUACGACGCUAUAAAGCUCUUUAGGAGGAACAAGCUUGCGCACAAAAAGGAGCUGCCGAUACCCAUCCACCCAGUGGUAGAUCCCAUGCUUGCUGAGAUCAGGAGAAGAAAUCAAGAUGCCGCGGCUUUCCGGAGUAAAGAUACGCUGCGGAAGAGGAGCAAGAUAAAGCGAAGGCACAUCCUAUCCCAUGUUCUAUCCAGCAAGAAGCGCAAGGCUAAGAAACAACUCCAUGGGAAACAACAGAGGUUGAGAAAGAGGAGAAGCUCAAGGGGCCCUGACAAGAAAUGAAUAUUUAAUAUGAUCUG